GUCUCACCAAGCACAUGCAACUUCACCUUAUGGACGGCUCCACGGUUGCUGAACAACCACAACAGAAAGAUAAAAGACCUCGAGCUAGAAGGAAGGAUGCUGACAUACCGAAAUCCACCACUGCUGAAUUACUGUCUAGUGUGAUUGUCGAUAAGCAGACUAAAGAUCAGCUCCUGAAUAAGGAUGAAUUCGACACCGAUGAGGAAAUCAUCGACCAGCUGACUGAAUCUCCUCCGCCGGGCUGUGCUGAUGAUGUGAGUUGAUGCUAAUUCAAGUAGAUGAAACAUUUGACUGAAUAUCAAAAUUAUUGUGAUAUCUUGAUGUAUAAGCUAUUACAAUUUCUCAUUAUUAUCAAUACAAAUGAUUUGAUAAGUUAAUAAAUUGAUAAGCCAUUUUAUUUAAUUAAAUAAGCCUGAGCGCUAAAUAUUUCUAAGAUUGAGCAAUUAACUCUAAUUAUUUCAGUUUUCUUGAAUAAAUUUAUUUCUCAAAUCUUUACACACUAUCGACAAUUUUUAUCGUUAUAAAUUUUUCGUGAGGAAUUUUAUAAAGUUUUAUCAAUCGGGAUCUUUUAUAUGUUUUUUACCUUUUUAAACCAAGUACAAUUUGGUUGAAUUCCGAUAAAUAUUGAUAGAUAAUAUGGAAUAUCAGGCAAAUUAGUGACUUACAGUGCAACUUUUAUCGGGACUUUUAUCUAAUAAUUAUUCUUUUCUUUUAAUAAUUCUUGAGAAUAUAAUCCAGUCUAUUUUGAUUUAACAUUUAUUUAAACAAAAUUUCCUGGUAAAAAAUUGUAAGGCUCUCAUAUUGGUGAAUUUUUUUUUAUCAACCUCAUCUACUUUACGAAUAAGACUUUCAAAUGCUGUCUCAUUGCAUGAUAAUCUUGAAAAUUGAUUUGUUGUUUCAAGCGCCUAUUUUUCAAUAUGAUUCAGAAUUGUAUACAAAACAGCAGGUUUACCAGUAUUCACAGCCUCUUCUCAGCUUCAGAUCCUCUUUCCAAAAUUUUCUCGCACGAUACAAAGUACAUUAUUAUUUAUAUUUAAAAUCUCAACCACUGUGUAUGGUGUUGCACCUCGAAACUCAUAGUGUAUCAACAUCUAUUGAACAUGUUAUGGAUACUCAGGACUGAAGAGAAUCAAUCAGAUAAGUCAAUACUUCUUCAAUCAGCUCUCAAUCACGGUUAAUCACGGUCAAGUUUUAUAUUCAAUUGAGCUACAAAAAUAUUUUAAAAUUAUAUUAUUGGAAGUUAGUUCCAAUAAAUUGGAUAAGGAAAUACAAUAAAAUUGAAAUUCAUCCUCCAUAUCUAUCUUGAUCAUUCAUGAGAACUUUUCGUAACCAAACAACACAAGCAUGGUCAACCAUAACCUCAAAAGUCGAAUGCACUUCUCAUGCUAUUUCCCUCUCUCACUUUGUUCACUGCUUCAAGCACGGUCUAUAUGGUGUAAUUACCUCUUUCAGACUUCUUCUUGUGUUGUAAAAAAUUACUGAUAUGAAAAAGUAGGAAAUUAUUAUAAAUUUCUACCAAUGUUAGAGCUUUGUGGUUGAAUAAGUAAAGCAAGCAAAAUUGUAGGCUAUUAUCUUACUUGGGACUGCAAAAGAAAAAUGUUUAUUUUUAUUUAUUUAUUUUAUUUAAUGAUGAAGAUACAUUUGGACUAUAUUUUUCAAAAUUGUAUUAGAAAUUGUAAGGGUUCUUUUUCAAUGCGAAAUUGUGCUCCAUUCAGAAAUCGAAAACAUGCCCCAUCGCCAUCUUUUUUCUUUAACAUAACCUCAGUCAUUUAAACAAAUGAGUUUGGAACAAACUACCACACUAACAUGUGUAGUUGAAUGUGCUUGUUGAAUACACAAUCUCAGAUGACAGCUCAACUCAAAGCAUAUACAUUUAUUUAAUGCUUUUGUAAUGACAUGAACAUUUACUCACCUUGACAAAAAACACUUGAAGUGACGUGAAACUACAAUGGAAACAGCAAAUGAAACUGCCGUAAUGGCCGAUUAGAAGCAUUGCCUUCAGUGUUGUCCGGUCGGUACUGAGUCUAGUGGUAGAUUGCCAAAUUGAGAUCAAAAGACAUGCCCCGCGCAAAAACGUGCCCCGGUCCCCCUACCAUUGGGGGUGUGACAACACCAGCAGCACUUCCUGAUAGCAAUACUGUGAGGCACUCCUUUCCAUAAUUAUUUAUUGUACAAUAAACAGUUUUGUCUUCUUUCCUAGCCAAAACUUUUGAGCCCUUGAAAUUCAGUAAGAAAGCUGACUCAUCCAUAUUGAACACUCUUGUUGGGCCACUCAGAAUCGCGUUAUUUUGUGACUCCUCAAGAUAAUUUUCCACUUCCAUGAACCAAUUCAACAACCUUUCACUGUUCACUUCACCACAGUUUUUUUGUCAAAUUUUGAGAAAUUCGAACACUGAUGUUGGGAUGUCUCUUUAAAAAACCUUCAUACCAUUUUCGUCCGAAAUGUCAUUUUUAAAUUCUUUUGAGAGUCUUGAGACACUAAUUAUUUCUUUAGAAAUUGGGAAUCCAGCUUUUGUCAUCUCCAAGACCCAUUUCACAAGAAGUUCCUCUUCGUUUUUUAACAUUAGUGUUUCAGGACCCAUGUUUUUUUCUGGGUAGUUAGAUGCCUCUAACUUUUUACGUCAGUGUAGUUGUAGGAACCUUGUACUGCUUUGCUGCUUUUUUAUGCCUAGCUCGCCUUUUCUGAGAGCAAUGAUGGCUGCUUCCAUGUCUUUAUCUCGUGUACUGUCUUAGAUAGUCCGGUGGCUCUGACGAAAGAUCCUCCAUCAACUCGCAAAUCCUGACAGUUUGACGUUCUCUUAUUGGGCGGCGCGGAUCUUUUUUGGUGUCAGAACGGUAAGGUAGGUACGUGAACUGAUAUUUGGGAGGUACGGUACGCAUUCACUUCCUUCCAAUGUAAAACAUUUCAAAUUAACAUCCUGGCAAUAGGUGGCCUCCAUUUCUCGGGAUAGAACAUCUGCAGUUUGGCUCUUUUUUCCAGACAGGCAGUUCAAUAUCAAAUUCUUGUGUUGCUAAAAACCAUCUAGACAGGUGAUUUUGAUUGAGUUUAGCCAUCUUGAAAAAUGUUAGAGCUUUAUGAUCGGUGUUGAUGAAUAUCUUGUUUCCUAAGAACAAUGUCCGAUAUUUGGUGCACAUUUCCACAAUACUCAAUAGCUCUUUUUCCGUCACCGAAUAACGUCUUUGAGCGGAAUUUAACGCUUUACUGAAGAAUACUAAAACUCCUAUUCCUCCUAGUUCAUAUUUUUCAAAAAUUUCAGCGCCUAUAGCAUAGUCCGAUUCAUCUACAUUGAUGAAGAAGGCUUUGUUUAAAUCCGGAUGUUCUAAUAUAACGGCAUUAAGAAAUACGCCUUUCAACUGUUGAAAAAUUGCCUUCUCGGUCUCAGUCCAUAUCCAAGGUUUGUUAGAAGAUGGUAUGUGACUUAAUUGAAUGAUGGAGUCAACAUAAGAAUGGUGGAGUUGCUAUCUUUGUAAGACAGGAUCUCAACUCUCAAAGUCGGGAAUUAUGUUUGGACUUCCCACGCAUUGAUCGUGAAUUACAGAUCACCUUAUGGAGAUCCAAAACUAUUUCUAGAUAAAUUGGAGGAACUUCUUAUAUGCAUGUCAAGAAGUUGCUAUAACGGCUAUAUUCUUGUAUUUGGAGGUGACUUAAAUUCUGCUUUUGAUAUAAAUCAAGAAACUUGUCAUUUAUACAAUUUAAAAAAUUUAUUGAGACAAUUCAAUCUUAGACGUUUUAAUACUCUGCCUACAAGAGAUCAAGCAUUUCUUGAUAACGUUUUCUCAAAUACUCAUCCUGAUACGACAAUUUCAAGUGUCAUUGAAUUCCCAUAUUCGGAUCAUGACUGUGUGAUUAUAUGUGUACCGGAUUGUUCUAUUAAGACCAGUAUUAACAAAUUUGUUGCAAUUACUACAAGACCUGUCACUAUAGAUGAGAUGUUACAAUUUAACCAGGCUCUGACUUUGGUAGACUGGAAGGCUGUCUUGGAUAAGCCAGAUCCCAGCGUCAUGUUCGAAUCCUUUCUAAAUGUAGUUUUGUAUUAUUUCAAUCUAACUAUUCCCAAAAUGACCUGCAGGAAAAAUAAAUCCUUAGUUAAGAAUAGAAAGAGAACCAAACGUAAGGCUGACUGGUAUACACCUGAGCUUGGAAGGUUGAAGAUUUUAUUGACUAUCUCUCAUGAAAACUUUAAAAAAGUAAAUACCGAACAUGCUAAAACUGUUUAUCAAAGAUGUAGAGCACUGUACAAAAAGUCAUUAGAUGAGGCCAAGAGAGAGUCUAUUGUUUCAAUUAUUGAGUCCUCGAAUAACAGUUGCAGGAAAGCAUGGCAGAUAAUCAAAACGAUAUCUUCAAGUAAAUGUGUUAAAGGUUUCACCACUCCAAUGCCAAAUAUUUUGAAUGAAUAUUUCAUACGAUCGGUUGAUGAUGUCCAUGAAAAGAUAGUGAAGCCAUCCAUAUCAGCCAUCGAAAUGCUAAAUGAAAGUGUUGAUAAAGAGCAUAAUGCCACUUUUUGUUUUCAUGAAGUCAGUCAAGAAGUUGAGAGUCUCUAGAGUGGUUUAUAAUCUAAAGCCAUCUAGAAGCGAGGAUUUCUAUGGCUUAUCCAGUUGCCUUUUUAAAAGUAUUGCAGGUGCAGUGGUACCAGCACUGACUCAAUGUAUAAAUAUCUGCAUUUCAAAAGGUAUUUUUCCUAAUGUGUUAAAAGUGUCCAAGGUCGUUCCGGUUUAUAAAAAAGGUUCUAAAGAAGAACCGUCUAGCUUUAGACCUAUUCAGAUAGUGCCUGUGUUUUCAAAAGUGCUAGAGAUUGUCAUGUACAUACAAGUAUACGAAUAUUUGAUAAAUAUUAAAGUGUUAUCAGAACAUCAAUU
Nilaparvata lugens (brown planthopper) is the source of this 4857-nucleotide messenger RNA. RefSeq lists its product as uncharacterized. Bases 3598 to 4542 code for a protein of 314 amino acids. NCBI's taxonomy places the organism in Eukaryota, Metazoa, Arthropoda, Insecta, Hemiptera, Delphacidae. The record is from RefSeq and is a predicted model, not a curated record. The transcript has 2 exons.